AUCACUAUCGCAGAGUGCCACGGCGGGGAGGCCAGGCUGGAAUUUAUGGCGGUACCUAGCCUCCGUAAUCCGUUCUUUCCGCUUCAGCUACACGUUCCGCUAUCCCUUUACAUUCUACCUUCCGAAGGACGCCGCGCUCACCGAUCUUUACAUCUGCAUUGUUGAGCCAAUACCCGUCGCGUAUGCUCACUGGUUCGAUGCAGCCCUCCCAGAUGAUCUCUCCGGCCUCACCGUGCUCACCAUCUGCAGCAAUACCCUCAAGGCAAUUGGCCGAUGUCCCCAGACGAGCCGCUUGAAGAGUUUGAGAGAGCUACAGCGGCUCAUGCUUGGAAUGGAGAUGGAUAACCUAGCUGUCAUUUACCUGUUCCUCAGGUCUUGCCACUGUUCUAAUCUUGAGAGGCUCUUUGUGCAGCUCCCGGCUACCAGUGAUGUGCCCUUGGAGGAUUUAGUUGAAGAGGUGAGGGUAGAACAACCAGAGGAUGGCUUAGUCAACCUUAGAAUGGUAAAGGUCAUGAACUUCAAUUGGCGCCGUUUUGAGGUGCAGCUAGUGAGUCACUUGUUGAGGAAGGCUCGUUCCCUACAUAAACUGUUACUAGUUUCUCCCAAUGUUACUCCGCUGCAUGUGCCUGGUGUACAAGAAGCUGAUCUUUUUCUUCUCAAAGAAGCUUUGGCCAGUGGACACAUUAUUGUCAGCAAGUCUGACGAUCCAGCAACUCAACCAUUUCAUUCUGAGGUCUUUAUCAAGGUUUAACUUUUUGUGCGCACCGAUUUGUGAUCCUAUAGAUCAUAAUAUCUGAGCAGUAUUGACAAUGUAUGAAGAAAUGGCACUACCUCUGUAACUUCUUUUCUUCAAUUUUACUGUCUGUGAAGUAAUCUAAAUGCAGGGUGUUCCUGCGCACGCUUACAACUUUCAUUUCACAAUUCAAUUUGUGGAUGAAUUCGUUGUAGCUGUAUAUCUGGAACAGUGAUGGUGUAAUAUGAUGCCAGAUUUUUGCCAGUUACCUGCCUUUCUGGUUUGCUAGAAUCUGAUAAAAGAUUGCAUUACUUCGCCCUGGACAUUGGGGAUGCAGUUUGUUAUCUUAUAUGAAGCGCAGUGCUCAUAUUCAAGUACUCCUGUCU
Messenger RNA from Panicum hallii, 1119 nucleotides. RefSeq lists its product as uncharacterized. The coding region runs from base 323 to 751 and encodes 142 amino acids. The transcript is spliced from 3 exons. Lineage: Eukaryota; Viridiplantae; Streptophyta; Magnoliopsida; Poales; Poaceae. The record is from RefSeq and is a predicted model, not a curated record.